Molecule: messenger RNA, 1176 nt
Organism: Notolabrus celidotus (New Zealand spotty)
Lineage: Eukaryota; Metazoa; Chordata; Actinopteri; Labriformes; Labridae
Gene: rplp0
Product: ribosomal protein, large, P0
Exons: 8
Coding region: 182-1132 (316 amino acids)
Biological process (GO): ribosome biogenesis; ribosomal large subunit assembly; cytoplasmic translation
Cellular component (GO): cytosolic large ribosomal subunit
Molecular function (GO): structural constituent of ribosome; large ribosomal subunit rRNA binding
Source: RefSeq, a predicted model, not a curated record
CACAUCAAACAUCCAAUAGCUGCGUAGCUCGGACUGUCGCUCUCCUGUGAUUGGUUGCUUGUUUGCUAUAUAUUCAUCCCAGUGUGUUUCCUCGACCUCUUUCUUUCACGCGACCCUACAGUACGCAGUACUACCUUGUCUUUAAACCAGCUGCUUAGCGAUCCUUGGAAGCACUGCAAAGAUGCCCAGGGAAGACAGGGCCACGUGGAAGUCCAACUAUUUUAUGAAAAUCAUCCAACUCCUGGAUGACUAUCCAAAAUGCUUCAUCGUGGGGGCAGACAAUGUCGGCUCCAAGCAGAUGCAGACCAUCCGUCUGUCUCUGCGAGAGAAGGCUGUAGUGCUAAUGGGUAAAAACACCAUGAUGCGCAAAGCCAUUCGUGGUCACCUGGAGAACAACCCUGCCUUGGAGAAACUCCUGCCCCACAUCAAAGGAAAUGUGGGCUUUGUCUUCACUAAGGAGGAUUUGGCAGAGGUCAGGGACCUGCUGCUGGCCAAUAAGGUACCUGCUGCUGCUCGUGCUGGAGCCAUCGCCCCUUGUGAUGUGACUGUGCCUGCCCAGAACACUGGUCUGGGUCCUGAGAAGACUUCUUUCUUCCAGGCUCUGGGUAUCACCACCAAGAUCUCCAGGGGAACCAUUGAAAUCUUGAGUGAUGUCGCCUUGAUCAAGACUGGCGACAAGGUUGGUGCCAGCGAGGCCACACUGCUCAACAUGCUGAACAUCUCGCCCUUCUCUUAUGGGCUCAUCAUCCAGCAGGUGUAUGACAAUGGCAGCGUAUACAGCCCUGAGGUGCUUGACAUCACAGAGGCUUCUCUGCAUGCUAGAUUCCUGGAGGGGGUGAGAAACAUUGCUAGCGUGUGUCUGGAGAUUGGCUACCCCACUUUGGCAUCCAUUCCUCACUCUGUCAUCAAUGGCUACAAGAGAGUCCUGGCUGUCGCUGUUGAAACAGACAUCUCCUUCCCCUUGGCAGAAAAGGUAAAGGCCUACCUGGCUGACCCAUCUGCAUUUGCUGCAGUUGCUGCCCCUGCUGCAGCAGCAGCUGAGACUGCAGCAGCUCCAGCUGCUGCUAAGGAGGAGGCUAAGGAAGAGUCUGAGGCAUCAGAUGACGACAUGGGCUUCGGUCUGUUCGACUAAACUACACAGCGAACAAGACGAUUCAAUAAAGAUCUCUCAACCUA